AGAUCCUCAGUCCAUAGCCGGCCAAAGCACAAAUGAUGAAUUGCCCCUGCAGCCAACUACAAUGGAGAACAGGUUUCAGAGGAGAGACGAGGGUCCCGGGAGACGACCUACAAGUAGGAUGAUUGCUGCUGUCUCUGCCGUCAUUGUGGUUGUAUUUGGAGUAUGGUAUCUAUGGACCUCAGGCGACACACCGGCAAACUUUGCAGCUCUGGAGAAAGACUAUUCCACCAAUGUAUUUGGGCAGCACUUGGUGGCGCCAGUAAUUCUCAAGGCAGUGCCUGAUUUCUGGAAUAACACCAACCCUAAGAAGCCCUUAGUCCUUUCCUUUCAUGGUUGGACUGGUGGCGGCAAGAACCUUGUGAGCCAGGUCCUGGUCAGGAAUCUCUAUCCUGCAGAGGGCGAGAGGAAAAAAUGUGUACAGCUGUUUGAUGUAAUGCACCAUUUUUCCCCAGAAGAGAACAUAGCAAAGAACACUAUAAAACAGCGCAUCCAUGGUACAGUGACGCGGUGUGAACGGGCCAUCUUCAUAUUUGAUGAGAUGGAUAAGAUGCCGCCAGGCCUCAUUGAUGUCAUCAAACCUUACCUGGAUACCUAUGAACAACUGGACGGACUAUCUUUCCGAAAAUGCAUAUUUAUCUUCCUCAGUAAUGCGGGAGGAGAGAAGAUUACAGAGUUGGCCUUGGAUUUUUGGAGGAAUAAAAAGAAAAGAGAAGACAUUAAACUGUCUGUUGUGGAAAGCCAUUUAGCAAAGCAUGCCUUCAACAAAAAGGGUGGAUUUUGGCACUGUAGUCUGAUAGACAGAAAUCUGAUUGACGUCUUUGUGCCGUUCCUUCCUUUGGAAGAGGAACACGUAAGGAUGUGUGUGAGGGCAGAGCUUCGUCACCGUGGCAGAACGAUAAAUGAAGAACUGGUCGCUAAAAUCGCUGGAGAAAUGUCCUACUACCCUGAUAGGGAGAGGGUCUACUCUGUGAAAGGCUGCAAAACAGUGGCCACAAAAAUCAGUCUGUUCCUUUAAUCCAGGACUUAAAAAUGGACCAGCAAUAUUACAUUGGUGCUGUCCGACUCUCAGCACUCCCACGACCAGCUCUUUGAAGGGACCAUAAUGCUCGUUGUUUACUUUGGUCUGUAAUGCACAGUUCCAUACUUGUAGUGGUUGCAUCCAUUUUUAACACCUGGAUAAGUCCUUCAAGUUUGGAAUUUUUGCCUGACAACACACAUUAGCCAUAACUUUUUUCUACGUGCCUAUGUACGUUUUCUUACAAUUUUUUUUGGGGUGAGAUAUAAUUUAAAGUUUUUUUUGGAAGUUCAAUAUUGAUGGGGUAUUGAUGGGGUAUCCUCUGGAUGGGUCAUCCAUAUCUGAUCAGUGGGGGUUCAACUCCUGGCACUCCCGCCAGCCAGCUGUUUGAAGUGGCCACAGUACUCCCGUGAGUGCAGCAGCCUCCUCAUAGCAUGCCAAGCACAGCGCCGUACAUCGUAUGGUGGCUAUGCUUGGUAUUGCAGCCCAGGCCCAUUCACUUGAAUAGAACUCAACAGUUAUUAGACCACGUGACCGAUGAUCGUGAUGACCCAGGAGUCAGACUCCCACGGAUCAGAUAUUGAUGACCUACCCUGAGAAUAAGCCAUUCACACGGCUGUAUUUGCAGUCUGCAUCCGUUCCGCUUUUUUCCCGACCGGAUGCAGACCCAUUCAUUCCAAUGGCUUCACUAUAAAUGCCGACAGCACACUGUGUGCUGUCUGUAUCUGUAUGUCUGUUCUGUAGCCCUGCAAAAAAAUAGAACAUGUCCCAGUCUUGUUUGUUUUUCGGACAUGGAUACAAAAAAAAAACUGAUGCAACACGGACGUCAUCUAUAUUUUUUGCGGACUGCAAAAUACAUCCGGUGGUGUGAAUGCACCCUUAAUAUUAAAUGUCCAGACAACCACUUUAAAGUUAAAUUUAUAUGGAUUUUUAUAGAAGAAUGGAAUAAAAUUCUCCCAUUUCAAUUUGGGAAUAUCAAAUAGUAUGUUCUUUACCUUUAGAUUAUUUUUAUUCAAUGAAAAAUAUUUUAUAAAAUAAUUUUUUUUGGUCUUUUGAGUCACUGAUUUAUUUUUUUAAUUAUUUCUAUUAAUAUUUUUAUGUAGUUUAUGAGACUUUUACACUUUGUAAACUUGUUUUCUUUUUAUUAGUCACGUGUAAUGUCAUAUGGCUAUAUAACAUGAUGUUACUUACUGUGCGUAUAUAUUUCCCUAACAGGGACUUAUAAGUGCAGUUCUGGGGACCAUAGUUAGGCCCCGGACUCACAGUAUAAAACUGUCAGUCAUAGGAAUCAGUAAGGUGAAAAAACGAGCCCCCUCUGUUUGUGAGCACCCGAUCUGCAUUAACCUGACAGUAAGGU
Messenger RNA from Bufo bufo (common toad), 2372 nucleotides. RefSeq names its product torsin-1A-like. Gene Ontology annotation, biological process: nuclear membrane organization; protein localization to nucleus. Lineage: Eukaryota; Metazoa; Chordata; Amphibia; Anura; Bufonidae. The record is from RefSeq and is a predicted model, not a curated record. Gene Ontology annotation, molecular function: ATP hydrolysis activity; kinesin binding; ATP binding. The coding region runs from base 62 to 1015 and encodes 317 amino acids. Gene Ontology annotation, cellular component: nuclear envelope; endoplasmic reticulum lumen. The transcript has 6 exons.